UCAAGUAUGGUCUCGCCACGAACUAUCCAAUAGUGAUUGGUGCCAAGCCUGGUGAUCGUCGAUAUUUCCGUGGACGCAUCUCUUGUCUUCAAGUAUAUCGCAGAGUAUUGAAUGGACGUGAGAUAAGAAUGCGAAUGAAGACUUGUUUCCGCCCAUCACCACCACCAAGAGUGUGUAAACGACGCGUUGACCUUGGUUUCGUCAUCGACGUCUCUUCAUCGGUUGGCCGUCGUAAUAUACGAAACAUACGCCUUUUUGUGUGGGACAUGAUUCGACGUUUUGUCAUCUCAUAUAGACGUACACGCAUUGGAAUAAUUGUGUACUCAUCUAUAGCAAGACGAAUCCUCAGUUUUAAUCAAAUACUGAAACCGCGACACCUGAAACGCUUGCUGCUAAGAGUUAGGUAUUGGGGUGGACAUCGGUACACUGGCAGAGCUCUCUUGUAUGCAAGAAGAUAUCUGUUUCCAGGAAAUCCAAGAUGCGGAAGAAAGAGGGUUGUGAUUGUACUUACGAGUGGAAGAUCCAGAGAUGGGGUGCUUAACCCUGCCAGGAGCUUGGCCGGAAAAGGUGUUGAGUUAUUUGUGGUCCUUUCAUCAAGACACGCCGCACGACAAAUGCGUGCAAUUACAACUACAAGACAACACUUAUACAUUUCAUCCUACAACAAUCUGGUUCGCAUUACAGACAAAUUAAGGAACAAGAUUUGUGUUACUCCACAAGUUGCUGUUAAGUACCGACCUGUUGUUUUCUAUAAAUUUACAAGUGAAACUGCCAGACGUGACUCAAGUAGAAACAAAAAUCCUAAGGCCAUUUUCUCGAACGUACUAUACAAAGCUGGUCCUGAUAAGCAUCCACAAGGUUCCUUGUCUUUUAGUGGUCGACGAAACAGCUAUGUGUAUAUUCCAAACAGUGGUUGUCUUGAUACUCGAUCUUCGAUCACAAUCCUUGGAUGGGUGUAUCCAGAUCGUCCUGGUCCUAUUUUCCAUUUCAAUCCACGAUCAUGGGGCUUGCAUGUCUGGAUGACAACAGCAGAAACGUUGUUUGCGCGAUUCGUGGGACGCAGAGGAAAACCAAGUCCAUACUUGGUAAAACGAGGAUUUAAACGACUGAAGUGGAACUAUUUUAGCGUGACUUACAAUCAUAAAACUGGAGUGGCAAUGCUUUGGCGAAACUCACACCCAAUAUUGCGUAGAAAUAUCGGUCGAUUUAGAUGGGGUCUCGCUACGAAUCAUCCAGUAGUGAUAGGUGCGAAGCCGGGUGAUCGUCGAUAUUUCCGUGGACGCAUUGCUUGUUUGCAAGUUUUUGGUUAUGCACUGAAUGCACGUGAAAUAAGGAUGCGAAUGAAGAAAUGCUUUAGAGUUCCACCACCUACACCACCACCGCCGCCACCAAUUCCAGUUUGCAAACGCCGUGUUGAUAUUGGGUUCCUCAUCGAAGUCUCUUCGCGUGUUGGACGUCGAACCAUUCCUUACAUCCGACGCUUUGUUAAAUACAUCAUUCAAGGAUUCAAAAUCUCACAUCGGCACAUACGUGUUGGCGUGGUAAUAUAUUCCUCAAGUAGCCGAAGAAUUAUUAGUUUUACUCAAUCUAGAAGUCGUGCACAUGUGUUUGGAAUUAUUCACAAGAUCAGAUAUCUUGGAGGGWAAWCUUACACUGGAAGAGCCCUUUAUUACGUUAAGAAAUAUCUGUUUUCUGGAAGACCACAGUGUGGAAAGAAGAGGGUUUUGAUCGUGAUUUCYAGUAGUGUUUCACGGGACCGUAUUGUACGACCAGCAAAGAAACUACGUUCGGUUGGUGUUGAGACAUUUGUAAUUGUGACAAAUGUAAGAGCAUACCGCACUCUUCGAGUGAUUGCCACUACUAGAACACACGUGAUUAUGGCGUCUUACCGAACAAUCGUGAAAAUUGUACGUCGUUUAGCGAUCAGGAUUUGUAAAUCUCCGCCAGCUGUUGUACGUAGAGGUGCUGUAGCAAUAUAUCAAUUAACAAGUGCAACUGGACGACGUGAUUCAAGCAGAAACAAGAAUUCACCCGCCACGUUUGUGGGCGUCAAAUACGCCACUGGACCAGAUCGUCAUAAACACGGUGCAAUUCGGUUUAGCGGAAGACGUAACAGUUACGUGUUGAUUCCUAACAACGGCUGUCUUGACACACAAUAUUCGAUCACAAUCUGUGGAUGGGUGUAUCCUGAAAGCGCAGGUCCUAUCUUCCACUACAACCCACGUCAUUGGGGCUUGCAUGUGUGGAUGACAAGAGCUGACGAAUUCUUUGUGCGAUUUGUUGGUCGUAAUAAUAGACGAAGUCCAUAUCUGAAAAGACGAGGAUUUCCACGACGAAAGUGGACUUACUUCUGCACGACUUACGACAGUCGAUCUGGAAUUGCAACGAUUUGGCAGAACUCUCGUCUAGUAGUGCGCAGGAAUAUCGGUCGAUUCAAGUAUGGUCUCGCCACGAACUAUCCAAUAGUGAUUGGUGCCAAGCCUGGUGAUCGUCGAUAUUUCCGUGGACGCAUCUCUUGUCUUCAAGUAUAUCGCAGAGUAUUGAAUGGACGUGAGAUAAGAGCCUUGAUGAAGAAAUGCUUUAGAGGUCCUCUUCCAACACCAAAACCACCAACACCAAAACCACCAACACCAACGUCGCCUCCUAAACCUUGUGCUUCUCGUGUCGAUGUUGGUAUCCUUUUGGAUGGAUCCGGGAGCAUUGUGCGUAACGCCCGAGGCAACUUCAGACGCCUUAUUGACUUCAUAAAGGUGUUUUUAUCUUUCUUCCCAUUCAAACGCCGUCAGACCCGCGCCGGUGUGGUAUUGUUUUCUAACAGACCRUACUUAAUUUUCGGAUUUAACCGGUAUAGAUAUGCACGUCAAAUCUACCACAAGAUAGAUAGAAUCAGAUAUCCACGGGGAAGAACAUAUCUCGGUAAAGCAUURAGAUUCACUUCUAGGCGCUUGUUCAAAGGACGAGGUGCUCGUGGAAGGAAGAGGUUCCUUCUCGUUCUAACUGACGGAAUUUCCGUUGACUCUGUGCGUGCUCCUUCUGUUUCUCUUCGUCGACGUGGUGUCGAGAUUGCUGUUGUUGGUGUUGGCGCAAGGCUAAGACCACRUCAACUUCAUGAAGUUGCUACAUCUCGUAGACAUGUAUUUACGGUCGGAUUCAAGAAACUUGUGCAUCGACGUAUACUUGGUAGUCUCAAUAGCUUGGCAUGCAAUCCUUUUACACCAACCCAAGCCCCUCCUCCAACUAAAGCUUGUGUCAAGAAGGUCGAUAUUGUUUUUGUUAUUGACGGCUCAAGUUCAGUGGGAAGCGACAACUUUAGGAAAAUCAUAUUAUUCCUGAGAAAGAUUGCUAAGGGUUUCUAUGUCUCCAAAACAACAAGUCGUUUUGGUGUCAUUACUUACUCUUCCAGGGCAAGGGUCAACUUCAACUUUGAACGAUACACUGAUGGAAAGACACUGGACGUAGCUCUUCGCAAAGUGACAUAUCCCCGCGGUGGUACGCGAACAGGUUUGGCCUUGACUAUGGCUAAAAAGUUGUUUAACCGAAGYAGGAAGAGAAAACGAACUCUUGUUGUUUUGACUGAUGGAAGACCUGGUGACGACGUAACAGAACCAAGUAAAGAGCUCAAAAAAGCCAAUGUAGACGUUUUUGCCAUUGGUAUUGGAAAGAAGAUCGGCGUCGAUGACCUUAGAAAAAUCGCUUCGGAUAACCGCCACAUCUACAUGGCCUCUUUCAAAACUCUACAAACUAUUAUUAAGAGCUUGACUAAGAAGAUCUGCAAAGGGGUCAGACCCACCAUACCAACAAGACCUGUUUCGACGCCUACCACAAGACCUUCAGGAUUUCCAAACCCAAUUGCUGUGUAUCCACUGGACAUCCACAGUAAAACAAGUGAUAUCAGUCGAGGUCGAAACACACCAGGUAUCCCGUACAGUAUCCGAUACUACCCGGGACCAUACUACAGACCAAACAAGUCUACAUACUUUUAUGGCCGUCGAUCUUCUUUGAUAAGAUUCCCAAAUAAGGGUAAUCUAAACACAAGGUUCUCCAUUACUCUUAUCGCUUGGAUCUUCCCAGAAAGACGUGGUCAAAUCUUCGAGUUCAUUGGGGGCGUAAGCCUAAAGGCAAGCAGGACUGACACGCUAUAUUUCCGUGUUGAUCCAAAGCAGCCUGCUCUAACUGCAAAGAUGUUACACCCAAGGAAGUGGAACUAUAUCGCCGCUACGUACAGUUUUAAAACUCAGACUGCUAUUCUUUGGCGAGAUUCACUUCCCAUUGCUCACAGACACAUCAAACGCUCGGUUCUUAAAACAAAGGGAUCGGCAUUCAUGGGAAGAUACUUUAAGGGACGAAUUAUGUGCAUGCAGGUGUACAAAAUUGCAUUACAUCGUCGACAGAUUGAGAGACUCAAGCAUCUCUGUACAAGACCAGUUCAUACUCCAAGACCAACAGGUCCAAUAAGAUUACCACCUGCUUUGGCUUUCUAUCCUUUGAAUGUUCGAUACGGAGGAAAAGACAUCAGUCGAAGUAGAAAUCCACCUGGUCGCUUUGGUAACGUACGUCCUGGUGUUGGUCCAGACAGAGUUCCUGGUGGGUCAAUUCGAUUUAAGGGACGCAGUGACAGCUACAUAGAGUUCCCUAACCGUGGGCGCCUCACUGCUCGAGAUUCAAUCACUCUUCUCGCUUGGGUGUUCCCUGAUGGUCCUGUAGGUCCUAUCUUUAAUUACAAGACCAACGGAUUUGGCGUUCACCUAUGGUUAACCCGACCAAGAGAAUUAUUUGCACGAUUCGUAUCUUCAAAAGGCUCUUUCAAAACUCCGCUUAAAUCGCGCAAGAUUCGUCUUCGAGCCUGGAACUUUGUUGGAACGACUUACAAYCAUAGGUCAGGGGUUGCCAAAUUAUACAUAAACAACAUACUUGUUGAUAAGAAACGAUUAGGAAGAUUUAGAUUACUCACAAAUUAUCCAGCCAGAAUGGGUGCUAGGACUGGCGACAACAGGCGUUUCCGUGGUCGCGUCACGUGUAUGCAGGUUUACGGUACUGCAUUGAGCGUUCGGCAAAUGAAAUUGGCUAAAGCACUUUGCUUCAGAACCAGACCUAUCAAACCUACACCUACAACAAAACCAACGAAAAAACCCACACGUUGUGACGCUGACAUCGAUCUUGGUUUCUUGAUCGACUCUUCCUCGGGUGGUUCCAGAAGAGGCUUCUCAGUGGUCAUUCGAUUCGUUAUGUCGAUUGUUCGCUUAUUUAAAAUCUCCAGACAGGAUUCUAGAGUUGGUGUUGUAACCUUCACAUCACGUUCAUACAGGAAAUUUGCGUUUACCAGCUAUUCAAAGAUAAGUUUGAUUCUGAGAGCAAUCAGUCGUCUGUCAUACCGACGCAGUCGUUACACAUAUACUGGGCGUGCCUUAAACACGGCGAAGAACUAUUUGUUCAAGGGCAGGAAAGAGUGUGGUCGAAAACGAAUCCUGAUUAUUAUUACAGAUGGUGUUUCCCGAGAUAAUAUCCGGCGACCAGCAUAUCAGCUGAGACGCGCGGGUGUUGAGAUUGUCACCAUUUCAAUCGGUAGAGCUGCAAUUCGACAGCUUCGUGUGAUUGCCGCUGACCGUCGUCAUGUAUUCAUCUCUUCAGUCUAUCGUCUUCGAAUGCUUGUGGCUCCCGUUAGAAACUUGGCUUGUCGAGUUUCUGGAUCAUUCGACGCCUCAGCUUUCUACCCACUAAACCAUCUCCAUCAAGGUAGAGAUUUGUCCAAAAACAGAAAUCCACCAGGAAAGCUGUACAAUGUACGACCUGCUCCUGGUCCUGACGGUCUUCCUCUUGGAUCGUUCCAUUUUACUGGAAUCGCAAACAGCUUCAUUCGAUUCCCCAAGAGUCGUUGUCUAGAUGCCAAGAGAUCUCUGACGAUCGUUGUCUGGGUGUAUCCUGAGGGCAGUGGCCCCAUCCUCCAUUAUCACCCUAAUUACUGGGGAUUGCAUUUUUGGAUGGCUUCAAUCGACACAGUAUUAGUCAGAUUUGUUCCACGUAAUUUCCGUUCAGUGCCAACAAUAAGUAGUCGUGGAAUUAAACCAAACAGAUGGAACUACUUGGCCAUAAGCUACGACUAUACUACCGGUGUUGCAACUAUUUGGAGAAACUCUGUUCCAAUUGCACAGAGACGAAUCGGUGUAUUUAAACUUGCAACUAAUUAUGAUGCUGUUAUGGGCAUAAAGCGUAUUGGUAGUUCACCAGCGUUUAAAGGAAGAAUCACUUGUCUCCAAAUAUAUAACAAGGCUUUGAAUGGGAGGCAAAUUGCUAGUCUCAAGAGGAGAUGUUUCAGAGCUGCUCCAACUACAAAACCAACGCCUACAUUGCCAGCGCCAGAGGUUGUAGCAAUUUACCCACUUAGUCGUACUCACAAAGGUAAAGAUGUUUCUGGUCGUAGAAAUCCGACUGGUCGAUUUGGCAGAGUUGGCUUUGCYAAGGGACCAGACGGUCGUAAGGACAGUUCUACUCAGUUCUAUGGCAAUUCAUACAGCUACAUCGAAAUUCCGAAUAGAGGUAAACUGGACGCUCGAAAAUCCAUAACCAUCCUGGCUUGGGUAUAUCAUAGCGGAAAAUCAGGRCCUAUUGUGAACUACCGUCCUGGAGGAGGUUGGGGAGUUCACUUAUGGCUGACCAGUCGACGUACUCUGUAUGUCCGCUUUGUUAGACGUGAUGGUAAAUUUACUCCGGGUCUGAUUGGCUUGAGAGGAAGAUUACCAUACAAGGUCUGGAACUACGUUGGUGCUUCUUACAAUUACAAGACAGGCUACGCCAAGAUUUGGUUCAACUCUAGAGUUGUUGCCUACAAGCGCUUAGGAAGGUUCAGCAUUGCUACACAGUAUCCAAUCAGAAUUGGUUCUCGGCGAGGCGAUCGACGUCAUUUCAAGGGACGAAUUGCUUGUAUACAGAUCUACAGCAAAGCUUUAAGAGCUUCUGAGAUAAGAGCUGCAAGGAAGAGGUGUUUCAAACCAAUACCAAUCACCCCAAAGACACCCAGAACAACUCCUACUCCAACCAAAAAACCUCCACCUCCAGUGCGACCAGCUCGCGCCUCUGCCGUCUACCCUCUCAACGAUAAGUCCCGUGCUAAAGAUGUGAGCUUGUAUCGUAAUCGUCCUGGCAUCCCUGUUGGUGUGCGAUUCGCACCAGGCCCUGAUGGAAAACCACGCGGAUCAUACCAGUUUUAUGGACAUCGAAAUAGCUAUAUAUACUUCCCAAAUAAUGGACGUAUAGAUACCAAGAAUUCUAUCACAAUAUUGGCGUGGGUUUACUACAUGGGACGCUCCGGGCCAAUCUUCCAUUAUUUCCCUAAAGGAUGGGGUGUACGUUUAUGGAUGAAAGGACGAAGAACCAUUUUUGCGACUAUUAUGAAGCGGGGACGUCGACCAAUAUUUACAAAAUCUAUUUCAUCCACGCGUAUUAAACCGYACAAGUGGCAAUAUGUUGGCAUGACAUAUGACUUCCGAACAGGAGUAGUCAAGCUAUACUUGAACAGCCGAGUUAUUGCGAAGAGGAGUAUUGGUCGGUUCCGAAUUGCUACUAACUAUCCCGUGCGAAUGGGUGUAAAGAUUGGAGACAGGAGAUACUUUAAAGGUCGUAUAUCUUGCGUCCAAGUUUAUGAUGUAGCACUUACCGCUAAUCAAAUUGCCAGAAGAAAGCGUCGUUGCUUCCGUGCAGGUGGCGGUGGUUCCGGCAAAAAACCAUGUAGAGUUAAGAAAGAUAUCGUCUUUGUCGUUGAUGCAUGUCGAAGUGACUUCCAUUACACCACCUCCAAUUUCAAUCGAGUCAAGAACUUCAUCAAAAGAAUUAUUGGCUUUUUCCGCGUCACAAGGCGAUUUGUCCGUGUGAGUGUUGUUAUUUAUGCAAACAUAAAUCGUAUUGUAGUACCAAUCAACUCCAACACCAGCAAAGGUCGCAUCUUCAGAGCAAUAAACCAAAUGAAACUCAUUUGCGGCGCAAGAUACACUGGAAAGGCAAUCCGUUUCACAAACAACGCCAUAUUUAGAUAUUCAAGACGCCCAAAGGUUAUUGUUGUGAUUACAACUGGACCAUCUAAGGAUCGUGUCUAUAGAAUAGCACAAGUUCUCAAGACAAAACGUAUCGAGUCUUUUGCCAUAGGUGUUGGUCGUCGUUAUAAAUUGCGUGAAUUACGUAAAAUCGCAACCGACAAACAUCAUGUGUACACAGUGGGCUUCAGAAACAUCGAGUCAUUGAACAUAAUCCUCAGAAAGAAAUUAUGUAGCAUUACGGUUCUACCUACCGCAAAACCAACUCGUCGACCACCAGCCAGUCGUCGUGCGGUUGCUGUAUACCCAUUGAACAACCAGGUYAAAGGACGUGACAUCAGCUUGAGCCGAAAUCCCUCUGGAAGACUUGUCAAUGUAAGACUAGCUAAAGGUCCCGAUGGAACGCGUGGUGGUGCCUACCGAUUCCUUGGAAAGAGUUACAGCUACAUUGAAUUUAGAAACACGGGUAAACUAGACACYAAGAAUUCCAUCACUCUUUUGGCCUGGAUAAAGCAUACUGGACGAACAGGUCCUAUCUUCAACUACAAUCCUAGAGGCUGGGGAGUGCACUUCUGGAUGACAUCACCCAGACAAUUGUUCGUCCGCUUUACACGACGUAACCGUCGUCAACCAGCACCUGUUGUGUACAACCACAUAAAACAUGGUCGAUGGCAGUUUGUUGGUGCCACCUACAACAAGAGAACCGGAGUAGCUAAGCUAUUUGUAAACAAUAGAUUUGUAGCGAGAAGAUAUAUUGGUAGGUUCACGUUGUCUACCAACUAUCCUGUGAGAAUGGGUGCCAAGAACGACAGACGCGAUAGAAGGUACUUCAAGGGAAGCAUCUCUUGUAUGCAGGUAUACGGUCGUGCUUUAACUCGUCGAGCUAUCUUGAGCAAGAAGAGGCGUUGCUUUAGAAGAGUUCUGCCACCGCCACCGCCUCCUCCGAGUGGUAAAGUAUGCCGAGCUAAACUUGACUUAGCAUUCUUGAUCGAUGGAUCUGGCAGCAUUGAGUAUUACGGAARAGGAAACUUCAGACGUUGUCUUAACUUCGUGAAGGGCAUGGUGCGAGCCUUCCAUAUCUCUCCAAGAUAUGUCCGUAUUUCAGCCACCAUAUUUUCAACCAGAGCACGUGGUCUAUUCAGUUUUGGAAGCUACCGCACUAAAGCACAAGUGUUAAGAGCUAUAGACCGUACGAAAUAUCCACGAGGUGGCACGAAACUCGGCCGUGCUCUGAGAUAUGUGGGAAAACAUGUGUAUAAUCGAAGUAAUCGAAAAAAAGUGCUCAUUGUCAUGACGGACGGAAUGUCAUCUGACAAACCUCGAGGUCCUGCAAGAAAACUUCGUAGAAAGGGUAUUGAGAUAUUUGCUGUGGGUAUAGGACGCAAGUACAGCAUGAAGCAACUAAUCCAAGUCGCUACUGAUAAAGCCCACGUGAUGACUGCUUCUUUCCGAAAUAUGAACUCACUUGUAAGAGUGAUCAAGARGAGAGUAUGCAAAGAUAAACCAGUUCCACCUAGACCAGCAGGAUCCUUGCGUGCCGUUGGAUUGUAUCCAUUGAAUGCCUUGCUUAAAGCACGUGAUAUCAGUAUUAGUAAAAAUCCGAAAGGAAGAUUAGGACGCGUAAUACCUGCUCCUGGUCCAGACGGUUACAAAGGAACAGCAUUCCAAUUUUUGGGAACCCGAGACAGUUUUAUUGAAUUACCAAAUCGACGAAAACUAGACACCAAGCGAUCCAUCACCAUCUUGGCUCAAAUAUUCCAUUCUGGACGCAGUGGACCAAUUGUCAACUACCAUAACAAGUUAUGGGGAGUUCACUUUUGGAUGACUGGACCCAAACAAUUGUACGUACACUACACAAGGAGACAUACACGAGGAGCUACAAAGUCAUUAUCAAGUAACAGUGUCCGGCCAAAUCGUUGGCAGUUUGUGGGCACAACAUAUAAUCACAACACUGGAAUAGCGAAACUCUAUGUCAAUGGCAGGGUCGUUCAAAGAAAGCGAAUUGGAAGAUUUAAAUUGGCCACUAACUAUCCUAUACGUGUUGGCUCUAAGAUUGGCGACAGUCGCCACUUCAAAGGAAGAAUCUCGUGUAUACAAAUUUACAACAAAGCUCUUACAGCUCGACAGAUUGCAGCACGUGCUAAAAGAUGCUUCAUGAAAAAAGAUAUACUACCAAUAAUACGACCACAUCCUGGGCCACGACCUGCCCUACCAGUUUGUAAUAAAAGACUAGAUCUUGGUAUAUUGCUUGAUGGAUCAGGAAGUGUUGGAGCCCGGAACUUUGCCCUAUGCAAAAAAUUCCUUCAGAAUCUUAUCAGCUCAUUCGCUAUUUCUCCUCAUAAAACGCGAGUUGGAUUGGUUGUUUAUAACAGCCGUACUUUACCGAAAUUCAGGUUUGGCCGGCACAGAAACAAACACAGCUUGAUACGAGCAAUAGGAAAAAUCCGAUACCCACGUGGUGGUACAAAGACUGGGGCUGCUUUGCGGUAUACUAAAAGAUACUUGUUCCGUUCAAGCCGCAAGAACCGCAUUCUCAUUGUAUUAACGGAUGGUCGCUCUUAUGAUAGUGUAACUAGGCCUUCCGCUACGCUCAAACGAAUGGGUAUUCGAAUAAUGGCACUUGGACUAGGAAAACGAUAUAACCGAAAACAACUCUUCCAAAUGGCAUCCAACCGGCGAUUCGUGUUCACUGCUCAUUUCAAGAACCUUGGCUCAAUGGUUAGAACCUUAAAAGAGAAAGCUUGCCUAGGACCUGUUAUACCAGUUCGUCCAGGAGGAAAAGUUUGCCGCAAACGAAUAAACCUUGGAAUCUUGAUCGAUGGUUCUGGAAGCAUUGAACACUAUGGACGUGGAAACUUCCGACGGUGCCUUACGUUUGUUCGAGAUCUAGUGAGAUCAUUUGUUAUUGGUCGUCGUCAUACGAGGGUUGGAGUGGUAUUGUUCUCUAGCAAACCAUACAAGAUAUUUGGCUUCAGGAGAUACUACAAAUCCAAAGACGUCAUAAAGGCUGUUUCUCGCAUUCCGUAUCCGAGACGUGGAACUAGAACAGGACGUGCUCUUCGGUUUGCUAAACGGUUCCUGUUUAAAAAUACUAAAGGCAGGAAGAAUACACUCAUUGUGAUGACUGACGGUAAAUCGCAAGACAAUGUUGUAGGCCCUGCAAAUGCUCUUCGUGCUUCUGGUGUUCGUGUAAUGUGUUUGGGCAUUGGACGUAAAUACAAUAUCCGCCAACUUAGACAGAUCGCUUCCAGCUCUCGGGAUGUCUUUACUGCAGGAUUCAAGUCUAUGAAUUCUGUGGUGAGAGUUAUCAAGAAAAAGGCCUGCGGAACUUCAGGAAUUCGGCCGCUACCCCCACCACGCCCAAAACCAUUCCGCUACUACCAUGUGGGUUGUUUCAAGGACCGUCAUAGGCGCGCGAUGAGACACUACCUCGGCAACUUCACAAAGUCUAGAAAUGCAAUUCAAAAAUGUGCUAGAGAAGCAAAGCGAAGAGGCUACAAGGUGUUUGCUUUGCAGCAUGGUGGACACUGUUUCUCUGGUCGUACAGCUGAAAGAACAUACAAUCGAUAUGGACGCAGCAAAAAGUGCCGACACUGGAAAGGUGGAUUCUGGGCAAAUGAUGUGUACAAAAUUGGACGUCGACCUCCUGUAAGACCAUUACAAUACUACUUUGCUGGGUGUUACAAGGAUAGACAUAAGCGUGCACUGAAACACUAUCUCGGUAACUUCACAAAAUCUCGACAUGCAGUUCAAAUUUGUGCUAGGAAAGCAAAGAGAAGAGGCUACAAGGUGUUUGCUUUGCAGCAUGGUGGACACUGUUUCUCUGGUCGUACAGCCAAAAGAACAUACAAUCGAUAUGGACCUAGCAAUAAGUGCCGACACUGGAAAGGUGGAUUCUGGGCAAAUGAUGUCUUCAUAUUUGGUCGUAAGCGAAAACCAAAAAGAAAGUGGCACUUCCGCUUUAUUGGUUGUUACAAACGUCACCCCGCAGGCUCUAAACUCGCGAACUUCCGACAUGUUCCACAUCCAGUAAGAAGAUGCGCUAAGUUGGCCAGGAGACGAGGAUAUAAGGUGUUUGGUAUGAGCGACCGCGGAAAAUGCUUCUCAGGACCGCGUGCACAUUUGGCAUACCGACGUCGAUUGCGAGGCUGUGGUAAUUUGCGUGAUAUGCGUGGUAGCAGGAAAAUCACUUCAGUAUUUGUCAUUAAAAACGGUCGUGCUAGACGCCACUGGAAUUAUCGACGUCGUGAAUGGCUUCUUCGACACAGAAAAUAUCAAAAUCAUCACGCGAGAAGGCUGAAGCGUCAAAGAUGGCUGAAGCGUCAAAAAUGGCUGAAGCGUCAAAGAUGGCUGAAGCGUCAAAGAUGGCUGAAGCGUCAAAAAUGGCUGAAGCGUCAAAGGCUCAGGCGUCUACGAAAACAUCGACAAAGGAUGGAGAGGCUCAGGCGUCUACGAAAACAUCGACAAAGGAUGGCGAGGCUCAGGCGUCUACGAAAACAUCGACAAAGGAUGGAGAGGCUCAGGCGUCUACGAAAACAUCGACAAAGGAUGGCGAGGCUCAGGCAUCUACGGCGAUUAAGGAUGCUGAAGCAAAAACGUCUACGACAACAUCGACAAAAGAUGGCGAGGCUCAGGCGUCAGAGGAGAUUAAGAGCAAAAAGACGGAGAGAACGCAGAAGGCGAAGACGUAGGAGAAGACGUAGGCGAAGACGUAGGCGAGGACGUAGGGGAAGACGUAGGCGAAGACGUAGACGAAGGAGAGGCAAAAAGAGGGGCUCUAUCGAACGUUUAGCAAACUCCAUUGACCUAGGAAAUGAUUACAGUGGUGAAGCAUCCAGUGGUGACGUACCUGAUGAAGCAUCUAAACAAUCCAUUGAUCCCCCUAUCAAUAGCCAGGACAACACUAUAGAUCCUCCUUCAAAAGAAUUGGAUGACUUACAGAAGAGACGCACAAUAUCUAAAGACAACAUCAAGACGGUUAAAGGUACCCACACACCGGACUACUACUGGUCGUUCGAAGGAGCGGAGCCCACAUCAGACAUAAUACACGAUCAGAAAGCAGUGCUUGAGAAUGGUGCUAAUAUUGUAGUUAGUCAUGGAAAGGGUAGAGUUGUUGAUACAAAAACGUCUGAUAAGGCGUCGCUAUCACUUGGGGAUUUCAAAGGCAAGUGCUUCAGUGAUCCAAGCAAAUGCAAAGGCAAAGGACUGACCAUUAUGACGUCACUCAAGCUCGACCAAUCAACGCUGUCUAAGACAUCUAGUUCAUACAUUAUGUCAUCUGGUGGUCAAACCACUAGAGCACGUGGCUUUGCAUUGGUUCACAUCAACAAUCAAUAUGUAUUGAUCUUGGGAACUGAAGGCAAGCAGUGGAUGGUCAAAACGCCAACUAUGCCCACUGAUUGGUUCAAACUGGCGUUUACUUGGAAGAAUGAUGGUGAUCUCAAGUUGUAUGUCAAUGGUAAAAUGGUGGCUAAUGGUAAACCUACAAAUGUCUUGCGUAGUAAGGAUGAGUUUACUACCUUGACGAUGGGAAGACCUAACAACUCUAACACCAACAAAUACAGACUUGGACUUGAGGUGCACAAUGUUGCAUUGUGGGAAAGCGCUCUAACUGAUCAGCAGAUAGUUGACAUUAUGACAUCCGGUGUGAGUAUCUCCAAAAAGAAGGAUAAACCGCAACCCACAAAAUCAAAGACCACCUAAGCUAUAAAGGUCUAACGAUGAACCAAUAGAACAAUUACCACAUUAAUCAUAUUUAUCUCAAUUCAUCCUAUAUACUUAAAUCAUUUGCUUACUUUGUUAUUUGUAGUAUGAAUUAAUAAGUCCAUGACUUGAAAACCCGCUUCUGUAUAGAGGCUAAUCAUUGUCUUUAAGACUGAUAGUAGAUGUAUUUAUUAAUAUUAGCUGUCGCUGAAUCCUAAUAAAGACGCAAGUCAAAAAUC
This is a messenger RNA of Exaiptasia diaphana, 13966 nucleotides long. RefSeq lists its product as uncharacterized. The record is from RefSeq and is a predicted model, not a curated record. Lineage: Eukaryota; Metazoa; Cnidaria; Anthozoa; Actiniaria; Aiptasiidae. Bases 129 to 13727 code for a protein of 4532 amino acids. The transcript has 47 exons.